CGGGGAGUGAGAAUUCGUGUCCUCUUGUACUUCCGUCUUCUGGCGGGAAGCUUCUCUACGAGGGACUCAGAAAGAGACGACGAAAGCCCUAAAAAAAAGAAAGGUGAAACACUUUGUGUGGUGACAGUGACCAGAAAGCACGGCCAGGACGAGGAGGAUGCACUGGAUUGCCACCAGAAACGCCGUCGUUUCAUUCCCCCGAUGGCGUUCCUUCGCCUUCCUCUUCCGCUCCCCAUUUCGCACUUACACUUCCCUCAAACCUUCGCCACUUCUACUUAAUACAACAAGGUACUCUGAGAGAACAUACUGUCUUGGAGAUCGAAAGGCUGUGAAGGGAAUCACUACGGCUUCUAAGAAAGUUAAGAAGCCAAGUGAUGCUCUCAGUGACAAAGAUCUAUCUCAUUUGCUCUGGUGGAAAGAGAGGUUGCAGACAUGUAAGAAACCAUCUACACUUCAGCUUAUCGAAAGGCUCAUGUACACUAACUUGUUGGGUCUGGACCCUAGCCUGAGGAAUGGAAGUCUAAAAGAUGGAAACCUUAACUGGGAGAUGCUGCAGUUUAAGUCAAGGUUCCCACGCGAGAUUUUGCUAUGCAGAGUUGGAGACUUCUAUGAGGCCAUUGGCAUAGAUGCUUGUAUACUCGUCGAGUAUGCUGGUCUAAAUCCGUUUGGUGGUCUUCGUUCGGAUAGUGUUCCAAAGGCUGGCUGUCCCGUUGUGAAUCUUCGACAGACUUUGGAUGACCUAACACGGAACGGCUUUUCAGUGUGUAUUGUGGAGGAAGUACAGGGACCAACACCAGCUCGUUCUCGUAAAGGUCGAUUUAUUUCAGGGCAUGCUCAUCCAGGAAGUCCUUAUGUAUAUGGUCUCGUUGGUGUUGACCACGAUCUUGACUUUCCGGAGCCUAUGCCUGUCGUUGGGAUAUCUCGUUCAGCAAGGGGGUAUUGCAUGAUAUCUAUCUUCGAAACUAUGAAAGCAUAUUCUCUAGAUGAUGGGACAUGUCGGUGGGGAGAGUUUGGGGAAGGAGGUCUACUUUGGGGAGAAUGCAGUGGCAGGAGUUUCGAAUGGUUUGAAGGAGAUGCUCUCUCCGAGCUCUUAUCGAAGGUCAAAGAUGUUUAUGGUCUUGAUGAUGAAGUUUCCUUUAGAAAUGUCAACGUACCUUCAGAAAACCGGCCACGUCCGUUGCAUCUUGGAACGGCUACACAAAUCGGGGCCUUACCUACUGAAGGAAUACCUUGUUUGUUGAAGGUGUUACUUCCAUCUACGUGCAGUGGCCUACCUUCUUUGUAUGUCCGGGAUCUUCUUUUAAAUCCCCCAGCUUAUGAUAUUGCUCUGAAAAUUCAAGGCAAGUUUGACAAACAAACGUGCAAGCUCAUGAGCACAAUAACAUGCUCGAUUCCGGAGUUUACCUGUGUCUCUUCUGCUAAGCUUGUGAAGCUUCUUGAACAACGGGAAGCCAACUACAUUGAGUUCUGCCGGAUAAAAAAUGUGCUUGAUGAAGUAUUGCAUAUGCGUAGACAUCCUGAACUUGUGGAGAUCCUGAAGUUGUUGAUGGAGCCUACCUGGGUGGCUACUGGUUUGAAGAUUGACUUUGAAACUUUUGUCAGCGAAUGUCAUUGGGCUUCAGAUUCAAUCGGUGAAAUGAUCUCUCUAGAUGAAGAUGAAAGUCAUCAGAACGUAAGUAGAUGUGCUAAUGUCCCGAACGAGUUCUUUUAUGAUAUGGAGUCUUCAUGGCGAGGUCGCGUUAAAGGAAUACAUAUAGAGGAAGAAAUCACUCAAGUGGAAAAAUUAGCCGAGGCUUUAUCUUUAGCAGUAACCGAGGAUUUUCACCCUAUUGUAUCAAGAAUUAAGGCAAUGGCUGCAUCACUUGGUGGCGCGAAAGGCGAAAUUGCGUAUGCGAGAGAACACGAGUCGGUUUGGUUCAAAGGGAAACGGUUUACUCCAUCUAUAUGGGGUGGUACUGCUGGGGAAGACCAAAUCAAACAGCUGAAACCUGCUUUGGACUCGAAAGGGAAAAAGGUUGGAGAAGAAUGGUUUACGACACAAAAGGUGGAAGCUGCUCUAGUCAGAUAUCACGAAGCUAGCGAGAACGCAAAUGCACGGGUGUUGGAGCUGUUGAGGGAGUUGUCUGCUAAGUUGCAAACAAAAAUAAACGUUCUCGUUUUUGCAUCUAUGCUUCUCGUCAUUGCAAAAGCAUUAUUUGCUCAUGCUUGUGAAGGGAGAAGACGAAAGUGGAUUUUUCCAACUCUUGUUGGAUUCAAUACAGAUGAGGAGGCAAAAGCAUUAGAUGGUGGUGGUCGAAUGAAGCUGACUGGUCUAUCACCUUAUUGGUUUGAUGUAGCUUCCGGAACCGCUGUUCACAAUACCGUUGACAUGCAAUCACUGUUUCUUCUUACCGGACCUAACGGUGGUGGUAAAUCGAGCUUGCUCAGGUCGAUUUGCGCUGCUGCUCUACUUGGAAUCUGCGGUUUCAUGGUUCCCGCUGAAUCAGCUUUUAUCCCUCACUUUGAUUCCAUCAUGCUUCAUAUGAAAUCUUAUGACAGCCCAGUAGACGGGAAAAGCUCUUUCCAGGUAGAAAUGUCGGAGAUUCGAUCUAUUGUAAGCCAGGCUACUUCGAGAAGCUUAGUGCUUAUAGACGAGAUAUGCAGAGGGACAGAGACAGCUAAAGGAACCUGUAUCGCGGGUAGUGUGGUCGAGUGUCUUGACGCGAGUGGUUGUUUGGGUAUUGUCUCUACACAUCUCCAUGGAAUCUUCAGUUUGCCUCUUACAGCCAAAAACGUCACUUAUAAAGCAAUGGGAGCUGAAAACGUUGAAGGGAAGACAAAGCCGACUUGGAAACUGACAGAUGGAGUCUGCAGAGAGAGUCUUGCGUUUGAAACAGCUAAGAGAGAAGGCGUUCCCGAGCCUAUCAUCCAGAGAGCAGAAGCUCUUUACCUCUCGGUUUACGCUAAAGACUCAUCCUCUGGAGUUGCUAAACCCGAGAAAACCGAAACUUUAUCAGAAAAUGUCCAGAAGAUCCGCACUGAGACAAGCCUAGAGAAGGACUUGGCAAAAACCAUUCUUAGAAUCUGUGGGAGAAAGAUGAUUGAGCCUGUAGCGUUAGAAUGUCUUUGGAUCGGUGCUCGAGAGCUUCCACCUCCAUCUACAGUUGGUUCUUCAUGCGUGUAUGUGAUGCUUAGACCAGAUAAGAGAUUAUACAUUGGACAGACGGAUGAUCUUGAAGGACGAAUACGUGCGCAUAGGGCAAAGGAAGGAUUGCAAGGUUCAAGCUUUUUGUACCUUGUGGUGCAAGGUAAGAGCAUUGCUUGUCAGCUAGAGACUCUUUUGAUUAACCAGCUCCAUGAACAAGGCUACUCUCUAGCUAACCUAGCCGAUGGGAAGCAUCGCAACUUUGGAACUUCCUCAAGCCUGACUACGUCAGAUAUAGUCAGUAUCUCCUAGUUUCAAACAUUAGCUUUCAUUGUAACUGAUCAUCUUCUCUCUACAGAUGGGUUUGUGCAAUUGCACAAGUUUAGUUUGGCUAACAUUAGAGUAGAAGUAGAGUAGACUAAAGAACGGAAAGAAUGCGUGCCGUUUUUGCGUUUUUUUUUUUUUGGGGGGAUAUUUUGCAAACGGCAUGCAGUUCUGGCAAGCGGAUGCAGCAAUACACCAAGUCACCAACAAUAAUAUAAACAGGACUAGUAAACCUAAUCUUGUACCCGCUCUUUCUCUUUGUUUAGCUGAAUUUCACAAAGGCUUAAUGAUGGUUAAUGUCGUUUUAUAAGAUCUUGCAUUUGAUGUCGACAAUUAUCCGAAAGAAAUGGAGGAAUGAGAAUGUCUCAUUAUAUAAAAG
This is a messenger RNA of Thlaspi arvense, 3827 nucleotides long. The record is from the annotation of a GenBank genome assembly. NCBI's taxonomy places the organism in Eukaryota, Viridiplantae, Streptophyta, Magnoliopsida, Brassicales, Brassicaceae.